AUGGCAGGGUUUUUGGAGCUCGAGUUCGAAAUCGGAUCUGCAUUUUGGCCGGAAGUUUUCAGCGCUUUGUCCAUGAUAGUUCCCUCUGUGCUUGCUUACCACACCGCGCCAGAGCUCGCCUCCAAGUCAGUUUUCCCGGAAGGCCUCUGGGCGCUGGCGGUAGGCACUUUUCUGCAUUGCCCCUUCAGUGUGGCCUAUCACCUGGCAUGUGCAGUGCUGGACCAGCGCGACGGUUUUGAUUCCUAUUCUACGCCCUUCCGCACCAUGGAUCUCACUGCGAUCCACUGUUCAGCCAUCAUAUUUGCUUGGGCGCUGAGCCAGGGCGAUUGGCUGUACACUUUUCUCAUGUUCGUCGUGAACUUCUCCUGCAUCGUUGUGCUUUUCAGCCGCCUCAUCCGGGGAAGGCCUGGAGGAUUGGACGAGAACAUCCGAAUCAGCGGCUGCGUGUUUCUUUUCUUAAGCUCAAGGAAGCUUUGUCAAGGUAGGAGGAAGAAGCCUGAGGGUGCUUGA
Symbiodinium pilosum is the source of this 510-nucleotide messenger RNA. NCBI's taxonomy places the organism in Eukaryota, Dinophyceae, Suessiales, Symbiodiniaceae. The record is from the annotation of a GenBank genome assembly.